AUGUUACGAUUAAAGUCAUUGAUACCCCUUACAAUUAAAAGAAGAAUUUCAAAUGGAAAUCCAAUAGAGGGAUUUGAAUUAACCUGUGGUUUGGAGAUUCACACGCAAUUAAAUACAACGAAUAAACUUUUUUCAAGAUCUGUAAAUAAUCCCUUUGAGUCAAUAUCAAGUCCUAAUGUGAAUACUAGUUACUUUGACAUUGCUUUACCAGGAACGCAACCCAUAUUGAACUACGAAGCCGUUCUAUUUGCACUUAAACUUGCUUUGUCUUUGAAUAGCACUGUCAAUCUUUCUUCACAAUUUGAUAGGAAGCAUUAUUUCUACGGUGAUCAGCCUCAAGGAUAUCAAAUAACUCAACACUAUCAUCCUUUCUCAAAGGGUGGCUAUCUAAGAUUAUCUAAAGAAUUCGAUGAAAUAAAAGAACUCUCGAAGGAAAUUAGAAUAACACAAUUACAAAUUGAACAAGACACAGCACGUUCUCUAUACCACCAGUCGUCACAACAGAACUCUGGUGAAGAAACGUUAAUAGAUCUCAAUAGAUCAAAUGUGCCACUAAUCGAGCUUGUUACUGAACCAGAUUUCCAUGAUAUAUUACAGGUUAAGGCAUUUAUAAAGAAAUAUCAAAAUCUUGUUAGACAACUCAAAAUAUCAACAGGUGACUUAGAAGCUGGUUCGAUUCGUAUCGAUGUGAAUGUAUCGGUAAACGAACAUCCUAGAGUUGAAUUAAAAAAUUUACCUAACACAUCCUCCAUUAUCAAUGCCAUUAAAUAUGAAUAUGAAAGGCAAGUAAAUGUACUGAAGAACAACGAACAGGACUCUUCUACCGUUGUUGAAACUAGAGGCUGGGAUGGUUCUAAAACUACGGUAUUAAGAUCCAAGGAGUCAACAAUGGAUUACAGAUACAUGGCAGAUCCAGAAUUACCUCCAAUUGCGUUAAGUUCUGAUGUCUUAUCCGAAGUUGCAAAGACACUUUCUAAAGAUGCCGAUGAUUGUAUAAGGGAGUUAAUGUCGAACCCUUACAAUUUAUCAAAGAAGGACGCCAGGAUAAUGACCAUUCAAAACGACUUUAAUGAAUUAUACAAUAAUGAGGAAUUACGGGUGUAUUAUAUAGAUACAUUCAAUGCGUACAAAGGCUCGACCGAGGAUAAUGAAAUAAGUGACCCUAAAAUUGUGGUAAGUUGGAUAUUACACGAAUUAUUGGGUAAUUUGAAAAAGUUACAAAUACCUUUAAAUCAACUUUCGCAAAAUAUAUUAUCUCCCAAGAAGUUAGCUAGUUUUUUAAAUAUCGUUCACGGUGGAGUGAUUUCAAAUUCAAAUGCGAAACAGUUACUUUUCCAUAUUUUAGAGGAAUAUAAACUUGGUAGUUGUAAGGAACCUAAAGAUAUCGACUUUAUGAUAUUGAUUAAAAAAUACGAUCUUGAGGUCACAAAAAAUAUUGAUUAUAAUACUUUAGAAGCAGAUUGUAGGGAAAUCAUCGAAACUCUCAAUAAUCCAAAGAUGAUUGAAAGUAUUAAAUCUGGAAAAAAAAAGAACUCGAUCAAAUAUCUUGUAGGGUUAGGUAUGAGGAAAUACCAAGGUAAAAUACAAGCUCAAGAAUUAGAAACAAUGUUCAAGAAAAUAUUAAAUGUGAAAUGA
This is a messenger RNA of Maudiozyma saulgeensis, 1635 nucleotides long. The record is from the annotation of a GenBank genome assembly. NCBI's taxonomy places the organism in Eukaryota, Fungi, Ascomycota, Saccharomycetes, Saccharomycetales, Saccharomycetaceae.